Messenger RNA from Geodia barretti, 597 nucleotides. The record is from the annotation of a GenBank genome assembly. Lineage: Eukaryota; Metazoa; Porifera; Demospongiae; Tetractinellida; Geodiidae.
AUGGACAUCGAAGGCAUGGGCAUCAAGUGGGGCGAAUUUCUGAUUCAGCAAGGGCUGAUUAAGGAUGUCGCAGACCUCUACUACCUUGAGCCGGAACAUCUGGCGCGACUGAACCUGCUGGACGCAAUUGAAGCCGCCAAAGCCCGCUCGUUCGCCGAUGCGCUCGCCGCCGCCGGCAUCCCAACCGUAGGCAAGAAGUCCGCCAGCAUAAUCGCCGAACGCUUUGGCAAUAUGAGCGCACUGUCAAGCGCAAGUGAACUGAAUGUCGGGGAACUCAGCGGUGUGAGCGCGCGCACCGCAUCCGCGAUAUUCGCACACUUCUCCGAACUGCGCAUGCAGCCGCACUUCACCCGACUAGGCUCUGAUUUCUUGGGGAACGGACUGAUUGACGUGCAAUCAGAUCUGUUCUAUGUGAACAGAAAGCACCUACUGCAACCCGAAAUGCUGCGCCAGAAGAGCGUCUCGACCUGCUGUCUGCCAUUGAAGCCAGCAAGCAGCGCCCACUGUCGCGUGUUCUGGUUGCGCUCGGCAUACGGCAUGUCGGCGGCGAGGUUGCCGAGCUGCUCGCCCGCUCAUUUACGACUAUCGACAACCUGA